Molecule: messenger RNA, 789 nt
Organism: Guillardia theta CCMP2712
Lineage: Eukaryota; Cryptophyceae; Pyrenomonadales; Geminigeraceae
Exons: 7
Coding region: 1-789 (262 amino acids)
Source: RefSeq, a predicted model, not a curated record
AUGGAAGAGACGAUGCUUGACACAUCCUUGUGGAUGUGUCUUAUGCUCGCCUCCCUCGUUCCCUUCGUCCAGAAGCUGCUGCUGCUCGAACUUAACCUCACCCCGAUGUUCCUCGGCUUUGCCGAGGCUCUCGCCGUCUACUCGAUUGAUCGAUACCGCGACAACUUGCAAUGCAAGGACUUGCGAGCCCAGCAGGCAACCUCUCGUCUUCUUGGUGCACCUCUCGUUGGGCUUGCUCUACGCCAUGCGGUUGCCGGUGCUGAUCUCGAGCAGGAGCGAGAGGAGAGAACAACUUGGAGGAUCAAGGAGCUUCCGUGCUCAAAAGCUUUCUUCGUCGCCUUCAGCACCAGCUUCAUGGCCCUCUUCGCGCCUCUGGCUUAUGCUAACUCUCGUCGUUUGCCGGCUGGCCCCGCAUGGAGGGAGUCAGCGCAGGCCUUGACCUUGGUCUUCUUGAUCUCCUUCUCCGUUGAGAACUUGCAGGACGUCAGGGACUUGGACUCUGACAGAGCCGCGGGAACUGUGACCCUCGCCCUCAAGUUGGGGGUGCGGAGAACCAAGUGCUUGCUGACGUCACUGUGGUUCUUGUUUGCUGCCAUGCAGGUCCGCGCCAAUGGAGCGAAGAGCUCGACAGUUCAGCUCCUGGUCGCCUUGACCGUCGUCUCCCUGACUUGGUCGCCAGUGAUCAUCUCGAGCAAGUUCUUCUACUCGCUGCUGCUUGAGAGCGUCUUCGCUUCUCCUCUGCUCUUCUCUCUUCUCCUCGACCUGCUCUCUUCUCCCAGUUACAAGUGA